CAGGUUGAAUUGGAGGCGUGUGCUGUAGCAGUGGGAGCGCGCAGAGGAAGGGAGGGCAAUCUUGUCCGGACGCUAAUAAGACCCAAUGGCUGGUGCAAGGUGGCCAGGAGCUCUGAAACGCGACAGAGGACUGUGGAAGAAGGAGAAGGGAAGGGGAAAAAAAAAAAAAAAAACUCCAGAGAGACUUUGGUGGAUGGACAAAGAGGAUGAGAGCGCCACAGUAGCGUCUGUGCGAAGUGUCUGUUUGGCUUUUGGUGUUUGUCGUUGAAGGAAAUGCGUGGAGAGAGACGCGGCACCCUGAGCCACUGACCCUUGGGAACUCCAACCCUGUUCCCACCCAAUGAAGCAGUCCUGGUGGGCCCACCUGGCACAGCUUGGCCUGCUCGCUGUGUGGACCUGCAUAUGGCUGGUCCAGGGAUGCGGGCCGGGCCCGGGGUACGGCGUCCGGCCCAGGUCAAGGAAGCUCACAGCCAUGCACUACAAGCAGUUCUUCCCCAACUUCUCCGAAAACAACCUAGGUGCCAGCGGGAGAGCAGAGGGCAAGAUCACACGAAACUCUGAGCGCUUCAAUGAGCUUGUGUGCAACUACAAUCCAGACAUUGUGUUCAAGGAUGAGGAGAACACCAACGCAGACCGCUUCAUGACCAAGCGCUGCAAGGACUGUUUGAACAGGCUGGCGAUUGCAGUGAUGAACCAAUGGCCUGGGGUUCACCUUCGUGUGACGGAGGCCUGGGACGAGGAUGGUCACCACCCCGCUGGCUCUCUGCACUAUGAAGGCCGGGCAGUCGAUAUAACCACAGACGACCGAGAGACGGAAAAAUACGGUCUUUUAGCCCAGCUGGCUGUGGAGGCGGGCUUUGACUGGGUCCACUAUGAGUCUAAAUAUCACAUCCACUGCUCAGUAAAAGCUGAUCACUCUGUUGCAGUGGAAAAAGGUGGCUGUUUCCCCGGCUGGGCCAGGGUGACUGUGGCUGGAGGGGUGCAGAAGAGCCUGUCCUCACUGGCACCUGGGGACAGAGUCAUGGCCCUAUCUGGGACAGGCCAUGUGGUGUUUAGCCAAGUCCUCCUGUUUUUGCACCGGGACCAAAAGAGCUGGUCCACUUUCCUGUCUCUGGAGACAGAAGACAGGCAGAGGCUGACGCUCACUUCACACCAUUUGGUCUUUUUAAGCCCAAAUUGCCGACUGGACAGGGAUGAGUACCAGGCUCAGUUUGCUAGCAGAGCCAAAACAGGAGGCUGUGUUCUCAUCCACACAGCAGAGGGUCAAGUAUGUCCAUCUCGAAUCAUCUCGGUGUCAGAAGUGGAGAGUGUGGGAGUAUAUGCGCCCUUGACAGAAGCUGGGACUCUGUUUGUUGACGGGGUGCUGGCAUCCAGUUAUGCACUGGUAGAGGACCACAGACUUGCACACUGGGCAUUUGGACCUGUGCGACUCCUCUCGUCAUUUAAACAGCUCAUUUUGGGGGACACAGGACAUACACAGCAAAGCACAGACAGUGAAGCAGCUAACCCUGAGACUUCAUUGCAUUGUAGCACUUCAGUCACAAAGGACAGAGCAGAUAGUUUUAUGAAUAAUGACAUUCUUAACAAACGACACAACCUGAGUCAACCUCUGAGGAUGGAAAUAAAGGAGAAGCACUCUUUACAAAGAACAUCAAAUGUGCACUGGUAUGCUAGAAUACUGUACAGUUUAGGAUGCAUCUUUUUCGACUCACUUCGUCCUUAAAAGUCUAUAACCAUGGAUUUUCAUGUUGCACUGAUAAAUGUUACUAGUUUGAUACACUAGCGCUGUUCUUUUCUUUAAUAAAUUAAAAGAACUGAAGGAGCUUGCUUCCAAUUUCAUUGUUGUUUGCAUUAUAAUGUAGCAUACUGACUUACAUGCUAAUACUGAUGUCAUGUUUUAUGAGGCUGAGUUUUAUAAACAAAACUGUAGUAGUAGAAAAGAGUUACAUAGCGUAUAUGUACAGCAUAUUUCUUAUAAUUAUUUUGGUUAUAUAUGUGGAAAAUUGUAUUCUACUGGGAUAGAAAUUAAUUUUCCAACCACAGAAUUUUUAUUUUUGUACCUUUUUGAAUCAUAAUAUAUAACUGUUGCAUUUAACCAUUCCACUACAUGUAUUGAUUUGUCCUUGUGUAAUAAAACAGUUUAAAAUGUCAA
Molecule: messenger RNA, 2152 nt
Organism: Labrus mixtus (cuckoo wrasse)
Lineage: Eukaryota; Metazoa; Chordata; Actinopteri; Labriformes; Labridae
Gene: dhh
Product: desert hedgehog signaling molecule
Exons: 4
Coding region: 341-1723 (460 amino acids)
Biological process (GO): cell fate specification; cell-cell signaling; protein autoprocessing
Molecular function (GO): patched binding; calcium ion binding
Source: RefSeq, a predicted model, not a curated record